Molecule: messenger RNA, 871 nt
Organism: Triplophysa dalaica
Lineage: Eukaryota; Metazoa; Chordata; Actinopteri; Cypriniformes; Nemacheilidae
Product: C1q-related factor-like
Exons: 2
Coding region: 53-871 (272 amino acids)
Molecular function (GO): protein binding
Source: RefSeq, a predicted model, not a curated record
UUCCCGCUUCAGCCUGGGACGGAAGACCCUGCUGGGGGCUGGCGUGGCCGUGAUGCUGGUCUUGGUCCUGGUGGUCCUCAUUCCAAUUCUGGUCCAUUUGGCAGGCACCAGUGAAAACGGUGAAUACGAAAUGCUGGGUGCCUGCCGUAUGGUGUGCGACCCUUUCUCUGAAAAAUCGGGCACUACGGCGGGCAUCGGUACGGGCACGGGUAUCACUAACACGCAGCUGGAGGCUGAACCGCUGACCGAUCACAGUAUGGGACCCCCGUUGCCAACCUAUGCACACGGACCGCAGGGCAAGCCUGGACGACAGGGAAAGCCAGGGCUGCCGGGACCCCCGGGACCACCCGGAGAGCCAGGUCCACCGGGACCGAUGGGGCCGCCGGGAAAUAAGAACCACACGGAGCGACCCGAUGUCUCCGCUCUGGGUGGAAGAACGGCUACGGGAAUGGGGACCUCCGUGUAUGCCAUGGUUCCGCGUCUGGCGUUCUAUGCGGCUCUGAAAAACCCGCAGGAGGGUUAUGAGAUUCUGAGGUUUGACGAUGUGGUGACAAAUAUUGGGAAUAACUACGAUGGGUCGACGGGGAAGUUUGUGUGCAAGGUUCCUGGGACGUACUUCUUUACGUACAAUGUACUCAUGAGGGGAGGGGACGGGACCAGCAUGUGGGCGGACCUGCUGAAAAACGGACAGGUGAGGGCCAGCGCUAUCGCUCAGGAUCAGGACCAGAGUUAUGAUUACGCCUCAAACACAGUCAUUUUGCACCUGGACCCCGGGGACGAGAUCUUCAUCAAGCUUGACGGCGGAAAGGCACACGGAGGAAAGAGCAACAAGUACAGCACAUUCUCUGGCUUCAUUCUGUACAGUGACUAG